UCGCUUCCCGUUUUCUUCAGAGCUGUGCCUUCUGUGGAUCUCUCUGGACGUGCUCUUCUGCACCGCGUCUAUCAUGCAUCUGUGUACUCUCUCCGUCGACCGGUUCCUCUCUCUCAGGUACCCGAUGAAGUUCGGACGACACAAGACCCGUCGUCGCGUCGUGCUGAAGAUCGUGCUGGUGUGGUGUCUGUCGCUGGCGGCGUCGCUGCCGCUGUCACUGAUGUACGCCACCGACCCGCACUCCACCAUCGUGGACGGCGUCUGUCAGAUCCCCGUCUCGCUCUUCCAGAUCAUCGGCUCCGUCAUCUGUUUCUACAUCCCGCUCACCAUCAUGCUGGUGACGUACACGCUCACCGCGCGGCUCCUGUCUAAGAAACAGAUGGAGCUCCAGGCCACCGUGCUGGAGACCUCGUCCGCCUCGCCCUCGCCCAGAUCUGUCCGCUGGAAGAAGCUGCUCUGUAAGACGACCUCGAACUUGAGCACCAGCACGGCGGUGUCCCUCACGGACGGGGAGCUGGAGGGCAGGCUCGAGGCCCACUCGGAGGAGGGCAAGCUCCAGACCUGCGCCGAGCAGGGCAAGAUGCGCGUUCGUUGCGAAGAGGGCAAACUGCGCAGGUUUGGCAGCAGUCCUCUGCGUCGGCCGCCGCUGGUCCGCUACACUGCGCAUCACUACCGCGCAGCUCUAGUGCGCGGUGGCAGCUGCGGCGCCCGCGGCUACUCCAGCAGGGAGCUGAAGACGGACGGUAGUGUUAUGGCUGACGACGACCGCAUGUUCCCGCACCUGGCCGCCAGCGCAGGGUUUGAGCUGAGUGUGCUGGCGUCAGGCCCUCGCUCAGCCCCGUCCUCCACCACCACGUCCCCCAUGCACCGCCCCCAGCAUGACGCCGAGGGCUCCCACGCCACCCAGAUGGCCACAGGAGGCCCCUCAGGAGGCCCCUCGGGAGGGCCCGUGAAGGAACACGACUCGAGCUUCAGGUGUGAGCAGAAUGGUGACCCGGGCAGGCGGGGGGGCGGGGAGGAGGAGUGUGGGGCGGGGGACGCCAGUCACGUGACCGUCCCGUGCAGCUGUGCUCCCAGGUUCUUCCUGGAGGACAUCAAGACCUCCUCGGAGAGCCAGUGUGACGAGUGCUCGGACCUCCGGCCGCAGGACAUGGCCGCACCUUACCGCAGCCACCACAACCGCCGCAGCCACAGCCAGGAGCGGCGGCGGGGUAGCGCUGGAGGCGGCUGUUGUUCCUGCAUCCUGCCCCGCCUCACCCGCACCGGACACAGCGGCUCCCAGGGCGUUGAGGCGGCGCUGUCAUCGCCGUGGCGAGAGGCUUCAACCACAGACCUGGUCACCAGGACCACUCUCAGGUCAGGAGGUCAGGUCACGACCCUGCUGCACAAGACGACCUCCAGCGAGUCGUCGUCAGUGAGUUCCGUGCCGUCGUCCAGGGGCCUGUGGCGGCAGAGGUCGUGUUCCUCCUCCAUCAAGUACGUGUCGUCGAAGCGGCACGGACGGAACAUUAGGAUGGAGCAGAAGGCUACGAAGGUGUUGGGUGUGGUGUUCUUCACGUUCGUGCUGCUGUGGGCGCCGUUCUUCAUCGCCAACGUUCUCAUCUCGUGCGGGGCUCACAUUAAGGACGAGAUGAUCAACUUCGUGACGUGGCUAGGCUACGCCUCCUCAAUGGUCAACCCGUUCUUCUACACCUUCUUCAACAAGACCUUCAGACAGACGUUCCUCAAGAUCAUCAAGUGUGAGAUGAGGCGCAGCAGGAAGUACCACUUUUGAAGUGCUCCUUGGCCACUUUACUGACACUUAUUCUUAAGUGUUUCAACCUGAGAAUACAUUUGUAACGAGGGAAACUCGAAAGAAAUUAAUCUGUUGUCUCUAAGAAUUUCCGCGUUACUGUUAGAGUGAAACAACAGAACUCAUAACGGAAACCUCUCACCCCAAUCCCCCCCCCCCUUCGCACUCAUCAUAACGGUCGUUAACGGAAUGAAUUACCUCCAGCUUGUAAAUGUUCCAACUAGUUGUUAAAAAAAUUUGGAAUUAAUUAAACAAUACUCUUUCUGGUCUGUCAUUAAUGUUUCAGCAAUCAAUAUAACAAUUACGCUAGUUAACCAACCUGUUCUUCCUUAAUGGUAAGCAUAUAGCCAGUGUCAAGUUUGUAUAUCACCGCUAAGCAAUAUAUAUAUAUAUA
Molecule: messenger RNA, 2186 nt
Organism: Procambarus clarkii (red swamp crayfish)
Lineage: Eukaryota; Metazoa; Arthropoda; Malacostraca; Decapoda; Cambaridae
Source: RefSeq, a predicted model, not a curated record